CGUAAACAAAGAACAGAGUUACUGGCACAGGUUCUUCCAUUGGACGAUCGUUGUCCUCAAUGCGCCGGAGCUUACCCAGGUAGUAUCUCAUAAGCAGCAACGGGAAUACCCAGUUUAAAGCGCUUCUGAUGCUGUCUUUCAUUCAAAAUGCUUUUUCAAUAUCACGUGCUGGGUUCCCCUCACUCUUUAUCUCUGUCGACUAAACUCCAACCUCACUACAAGUACUGCCACUCCUUGGCCGACACAGUACCAGACAGAUAACCCCGUUAAUUAAUAUGCUUCAUAACUUGGUUAGCUUUUCCCGGAGGGACUUGAAGCCCUAUGUCGCCGAGUUCCUUGGAACAGCCCUCCUGAUUGUCAUUGGAGACGGAGUGGUCGCUCAAUGCCUCCUCUCUGAUUAUCGUUACGGCACCUGGCUAUCAAUCAACAUUGCCUGGGCGGCAGCUGUUUGUCUUUCCGGCUAUCUCUCCGAUCCCAGUCCUACCAUCAACCCCGCCGUCACCAUCUGCCUGGCCCUCGUUCGUCCUACCCCGGGACAGUGGCGGAAGGUACCAGGCAAGCUGUUCGCCCAGUUCCUAGGCGGCUUUGUCGGUGCCGCCAUCGUCUACAUCAAUUACUGGUCCGCCAUCAAGGACUGGGACCCCGAGUACACCAUCCCCGGUGGUUCGAUUCUGAGUCCCCAGGGGCACCAUUCAGCAGGCAUCUUCGCGACUUAUCCUGCCGACUUCUUUUUUACGAACUGGCAGGGCGCAUUUUCCGAAUGGCUUGGGUCCACGGUGCUCAUGUUUGGGGCUCUCAGUAUCGCAGACCCGGCGAAUGCACUUCGCUUCCACUCUUCUCAGCUUUCCAUGUUUCUGCUGCUUCUUGCCAUUGGUGCCUCUUUGGGCUGGCAGACUGGAUAUGCCAUUAACCCCGCGAGAGACUUUGGUCCGAGAUUAUUCUCUGCGAUCGUCUAUGGUAGAGAGGUGUUCACCUCGGACGAUUACUAUUUCGUCGUCCCUAUAAUCGCUCCAGUUAUCGGCUGCAUCACGGGAGCUACGGUUUACGACUCCUUCCUCUAUGAGGGAGACGGGUCUCGCGUCACAGAUGCAGUGAACAAAUUGGAGGAUCGAGAUGGAGCUCUUCGACUGGAUUGAGUAGAUGAAUGAUGGAUGGCUUGUUUCAAAAUGUCCCAGGAUUUUCCACACAAUUUUAUAUGCGGGAAAUACACCAAGCGAUAUCUAUCAGAUUGGUCAACAGAAGUGUUACUUGGAUUAUUGCGAUAUGUGACUAAAUGCGAAAUUAUGCCGGAACAAGGAUGGCCUGGAAUUCUCGCUACCCUGAUCUGCUUCGAUUCCAGAGAUACUCCACCAUAUGCAUAUGAUUGUACAGAGUAGAAAUCUUAUUUGUUAUUGUUUGCAUUGUAGCCACCGCCGAUCGUGAUGAAUGAUCUGCAGCAGCCAAUGGCGCGACCUCUAGAAAAGAACCCCACG
Aspergillus glaucus CBS 516.65 is the source of this 1472-nucleotide messenger RNA. RefSeq lists its product as uncharacterized. The record is from RefSeq and is a predicted model, not a curated record. Gene Ontology annotation, molecular function: water channel activity; glycerol channel activity. NCBI's taxonomy places the organism in Eukaryota, Fungi, Ascomycota, Eurotiomycetes, Eurotiales, Aspergillaceae. Bases 276 to 1136 code for a protein of 286 amino acids. Gene Ontology annotation, biological process: glycerol transmembrane transport; water transport. Gene Ontology annotation, cellular component: plasma membrane. The transcript is spliced from 4 exons.